AUGGGCUUUAAAACUAAUUUCACGUGGAAUUUCUACGUAGCCGCGGUACCGUACCCUAUUUCAGGUGCGGAUUUUUUAUCUCAUUUUGGGUUUACCGUAAAUGUCCGUCAACGAAAACUAGCGUAUAGAGGUGGCGAAUCGACAGUUCAAGGCCGGGUAGAAAGCGCUUCUUUGUCUGGUGUCGGUGUAAUAGAUAAAUCAACCCCUUGGUCAAAGAUUGUUUCAGAAUUUCCUGAAAUUACGUCAGACACGAAAUCUAACAUUCAGGUUAAAAAUGUUGCGCAUUAUAUCACUACCACCGGUCCCCAGGUAUCAGAACGCUCGCGAAGACUAGCCCCAGAUAAAUUACAGAUUGCAAAAAGAAAAUUCGAGAAGAUGCAGGAAGACGGUAUUUGCCAACCAUCGGACGGCGAAUGGGCGUCCCCCCUUCAUAUGGAUUUAAAAAAAGAUGGUGAUUGGCGUUGUUGCGGAGAUUAUCGCAGAUGA
Leptopilina boulardi is the source of this 486-nucleotide messenger RNA. RefSeq lists its product as uncharacterized. The transcript has a single exon. The record is from RefSeq and is a predicted model, not a curated record. The coding region runs from base 1 to 486 and encodes 161 amino acids. NCBI's taxonomy places the organism in Eukaryota, Metazoa, Arthropoda, Insecta, Hymenoptera, Figitidae.